CGUCCGUAUGAUGACGUGUCAUCUGCCGACGUGCACCGGAAGUGACGAUCCUUGUUAAACAGAAGCCGAUUUCACAUUUCUGAGUGUGAUUUUGAUCGUUUUUUCCGCAUAAAUUCCACACAAAGGGAGAGUGCUAAGACAACAUUAACGCCAGGGAUCCACCAUGAGGCGCACAGGUUUGGGUGAUGGAGGACCUGGGAACUAUGCAGCAAGUGGCUACAGUGUGUACGAGGAGGAGAAUGAACACUUACAAGAGGGACUGCGAGCCAAAGUCACAGCUUUGAAAAGUCUGUCUAUCGACAUAGGAACGGAAGUGAAGUACCAAAAUAAAAUGUUGGACGACAUGGACAACGACUUUGACUCAACAGGCGGCCUGCUCAGCAACACCAUCGGGCGGGUCAAGCAGCUGUCCAGAGGCAGUCAGACUAAACUGUUGUGCUACAUGCUGCUCUUCUGCUUUUUUGUCUUCUUUGUCCUCUACUGGUUCCUCAAGUUGAGGUGACGGCAGGAUCUCGCUGGACUUUGAACGCCCCCGUCAUACAACCCUGAAUGACUCAAGUUGAUUGAAUAGAAAGUAAAACCUACACCAGGGGUCACCAACCUUUUUGAAAGCAAGAGCUACUUCUUGGGUACUGAUUAAUGCGAAGGGCUACCAGUUUGAUACACACUUAAAUAAAUGGCCAGAAAUAGCUAAUUUGCUCAAUUUACCUUUAACGUUAUUAUUAAUAAUUAAUGAUAUUUACACUUAAUUGAACGGUUUAAAAGAGGAGAAAACACGGAAAAAAUUCAAUUUCGACUCUUUCAAAUUCAAAAUUCAACCGAAAAAAAGAAGAGAAAAACUUAAAAAAAAGAAUUUAUGGAACAUCAUUAGUAAUUUUUCCUGAUUAAGAUUAAUUUUAGAAUUUUGAUGACAUGUUUUAAAUAGGUUAAAAUCCAAUCUACACUUUGUUAGAAUAUACAAAAAAUUGGACCAAGCUAUAUUUCUAACAAAGACAAAUCAUUAUUUCUUGUAGAAUUUCCAGAACAAAAUUUUUAAAAGAAAUUCAAAAGACUUUGAAGUAAGAUUUAAAUUUGAUUCUACAGAUUUUCUAGAUUUCACAGAAUAAUUUUUUUGAAUUUUAAUCAUAAUAAGUUUGAAGAAAUAUUUCACAAAUAUUCUUCGUCGAAAAAACAGAAGCUAAAAUGAAGAAUUAAAUUAAAAUGUAUUUAUUAUUCUUUACAAUAAAAAAAUACUUGAACAUUGAUUUAAAUUGUCAGGAAAGAAGAGGAAGGAAUUUAAAAGGUAAAAAGGUAUAUGUGUUUAAAAAUCCUAAAAUCAUUUUUAAGGUUGUAUUUUUUCUCUAAAAUUGUCUUUCUGAAAGUUAUAAGAAGCAAAGUAAAAAAAUUGAUGAAUUUAUUUAAACAAGUGAAGACCAAGUCUUUAAAAUAUUUUCUUGGAUUUUCAAAUUCUAUUUGAGUUUUGUCUCUCUUAGAAUUAAAAAUGUUGGGCAAAGCGAGACCAGCUUGUUAGUAAAUAAAUAAAAUUUAAAAAAUAGAGGCAGCUCACUGGUAAGUGCUGCUAUUUGAGCUAUUUUUAGAACAGGCCGGCGGGCUACUCAUCUGGUCCUUACGGGCUACCUGGUGCCCGCGGGCACCGCGUUGGUGACCCCUGACCUACACUAUACGUCGAUAUUGUGCCAUCCACAAACACACACUGAUGUUGUAAAUUGUAGUAAAUGGGUGUGGUGAGAUUCAGCGAAAUAGAUUACAUGAUAACACGUUGACAAAUGAGAUGAGAGCUGAGUAAAUGUGUCAUUGUGUUACGCAAGAAUCCCCUCGGAGAUAUCGUUUGGAUUAAUUGCUCUGAUGAAUGCCAUCUGCACAAAAUACCAGGAUGUGAUGUCGUGAUUCCUACAUGUUUUCACUGUAAAUAAGCCUGUAGUGAUCUGUUGAACCAAUAAAUCUUUAUCCACCUUCAGUUUGUUUUCAG
Entelurus aequoreus (snake pipefish) is the source of this 1969-nucleotide messenger RNA. RefSeq names its product Bet1 golgi vesicular membrane trafficking protein (gene bet1). Gene Ontology annotation, molecular function: SNAP receptor activity. The record is from RefSeq and is a predicted model, not a curated record. The transcript has 4 exons. Gene Ontology annotation, cellular component: SNARE complex; Golgi trans cisterna. The coding region runs from base 164 to 502 and encodes 112 amino acids. Gene Ontology annotation, biological process: endoplasmic reticulum to Golgi vesicle-mediated transport; vesicle fusion with Golgi apparatus. Lineage: Eukaryota; Metazoa; Chordata; Actinopteri; Syngnathiformes; Syngnathidae.